AUGUUGCCUUUGAGUGCGUGUUUAUCCGGCGCUUUUGCGGUCAAAAGGUCACUCUGCCAGCGCCUUUGCAGCAUGGAUCCACUCAACUUCACAGUGGUCACGUCCAACAUCUCCUCCUCUCCUGGACAUCCACCUCGUCCCUCCAGUGGUCUGCUGCCUGCGGUGGUUUUGUCACUCUGCCUCCUGCUGGGAGUUCCUGGAAACAUCGCUGUGAUUAUCUUAAAACCAAACCGACAGCACAUGUCGGGCCUGAGCCAGAGUUUGAUGUUGAAUUUGGCCGUAUCAGACUUGCUCUGCCUGCUCACACUGCCCCUCUGGAUUUACACAUUACUGCACAGCUGGACCUUUGGCCUGCUCGCCUGUAAGCUCCUCACAUAUCUCAUGUACUGCUGCAUUUAUUGUAGCCUUCUGACUGUGACAGCUCUCAGUGUUCAGCGAUACCUUCAGGUGGUGCACCAGAAGAAGUGGUUCAAAACUGAAGGAAGUUGGAGGCUGCUGGUUCUGCUCUGGCUGGCUGCAAUGAACAUGUCCAUCCCUGCUUUAGUGGUUAGACAAACAACCACUGACGGGAAUUCAACAAACUGCCAAGCUCUUUACUCCUCCCGGACUCAGCAGGUUGCCGUGCUGCUGACAGAGUUCCUACUGGAAUUGGCUUCAGUUUCUGUCGUGGCAUAUGCAUACAUCCGCCUCCACAGAAAAGUGGAGCAGGCAGCUUUCUUCAACAACCCACAGACGACCCGGCUGAUCACAAGCAUCAUUGUGACCUUUCUUGUCCUCUGGCUGCCAUAUCUGGCCAUGAAUGUACUCAGUCUGGUAGCUAUUUUGUUUAAAAAUGAAACCCUGCUGAAGUUUUGUAAAGACAACUGGAAUACUGUUGGAGCACUGACAUUUGUGAAUAGCUUCCUGGAUCCUUUUAUGUAUGCGUUCGCUUUUACAAACAUCUGCAAUAGGUGCUUUAAAAGCGAACAUAAAAACAGUUCAUGCAAAAGCUCCACAUCCCAGGAAGAUGAAAAUAAGUCAAGAGUCUGACAUAAUCUUAUCUAGGCCUAUAUACAACCACCAGAAAUCACCAGUCUGCACAGCCAGAUUAUUAAGACAUUUAGAUAAGGAUGAAACAAUAAAGUCCACUUGUGAUGCAAUUUGGAUUAUGAUACUGGG
Molecule: messenger RNA, 1158 nt
Organism: Labrus bergylta (ballan wrasse)
Lineage: Eukaryota; Metazoa; Chordata; Actinopteri; Labriformes; Labridae
Product: leukotriene B4 receptor 1-like
Biological process (GO): cell chemotaxis; positive regulation of cytosolic calcium ion concentration; immune response
Cellular component (GO): membrane; external side of plasma membrane
Molecular function (GO): C-C chemokine receptor activity; C-C chemokine binding
Source: RefSeq, a predicted model, not a curated record